CUGGUGGAGCUGAAGAACGGUGAGACGUACAACGGGCACCUGGUGAGCUGCGACAACUGGAUGAACAUCAACCUGCGGGAGGUUAUCUGUACGUCCCGGGAUGGAGACAAGUUCUGGAGAAUGCCGGAGUGCUACAUUCGUGGCAGCACGAUUAAAUACCUGCGUAUCCCCGAUGAAAUAAUUGACAUGGUGAAAGAAGAGGUGGUGUCCAAGGGCAGGGGCCGUGGUGGGAUGCAACAGCAGAAGCAACAGAAGGGCCGUGGUGUUGGAAGUGCUGGACGAGGUGUGUUCGGUGGCCGCGGCCGAGGAAUACCAGGCAGCGGAAGAGGCCAGCAGGAGAAGAAACCCGGCAGGCAAUCGGCAAAGCAAUGAGAGGCUGCCUGCAGCCC
This is a messenger RNA of Eurypyga helias (sunbittern), 389 nucleotides long. RefSeq names its product LSM4 homolog, U6 small nuclear RNA associated (S. cerevisiae) (gene LSM4). Gene Ontology annotation, molecular function: U6 snRNA binding. Gene Ontology annotation, cellular component: U6 snRNP; spliceosomal tri-snRNP complex; P-body. The record is from RefSeq and is a predicted model, not a curated record. The annotation marks the transcript as partial. NCBI's taxonomy places the organism in Eukaryota, Metazoa, Chordata, Aves, Eurypygiformes, Eurypygidae. The transcript has 3 exons. Gene Ontology annotation, biological process: spliceosomal snRNP assembly; nuclear-transcribed mRNA catabolic process; mRNA splicing, via spliceosome.